Helianthus annuus (common sunflower) is the source of this 1374-nucleotide messenger RNA. RefSeq names its product scopoletin 8-hydroxylase. The record is from RefSeq and is a predicted model, not a curated record. Lineage: Eukaryota; Viridiplantae; Streptophyta; Magnoliopsida; Asterales; Asteraceae. The transcript has 3 exons. The coding region runs from base 87 to 1178 and encodes 363 amino acids.
GCCCAAGAACGGCUAUAUAUGGCCAUGUUUGAGACACUUAAUAAACACAACAAUUAAGAAACUUAUCAUUUAAUUGCAGCUUUGAAAUGGCUCCCAUUUUUGAUGAUGAUAACUCACUCUUCAACUUUGUUGUAAAAGAAGGCAAUGGUAUCAAAGGUCUGGUUGACUUGGGCCUUACCGAGGUACCGGGUCGUUACAUCCAGCCACCACACCGCCGAAUCAACAAGCAAGAGGUUGCUGGUUCACGUGAAAUUGUGACCAUCGAUCUAUCUGAGCUUGAUGGUCCCAACCAUGAACAAGUGGUGAAGGCCAUUGUCCAUGCAUCUGAAACUCUAGGGUUCUUCCAGGUGGUUAACCAUGGUGUGCCGUUGGAAGUGCUGGACUCACUUAAAGUUACAGCGCACCAGUUUUUCGGUCAACCAGCUGAAAAGAAGGCUGUGUAUCUCAAGGAGGUUAGCCCUAGUCCGCUGGUCAAGUAUGGUACUAGUUUUGUUCCUGAGAAUGAAAAAAGUUUGGAGUGGAAAGACUAUCUUAGCAUGAUGUAUACCAAUGAUGCGGAUGCUCGUCAGUCUUGGCCUAAUGACUGCAAGGAGGUGCUGCUCGAGUAUAUAAAUACGUCAACGGAGAUGGUGCAAAAGCUACUACAAUUGCUAAUCGGGAACCUUGGGGUAAAACUAGACGACUCAAGACUCCAUGAGCUUAUGGGUUUUAAUCUGGUGAACAUGAACUUCUACCCACCCUGUCCGAACCCAGACCUAACCAUAGGCUUGGGGAGUCACUCGAAUGUAAGUAUGCUAAUAGUGCUUCUACAAGAUGGCAUUGGUGGAUUAUACGUGAAAAAAGGUGAUCAAAAUGCAUCGGUGGGAAAUGAAGUGUGGGUUGAGAUUCCACCCAUGAAUGGUGCUUUGGUCAUUAAUGUUGGUGAUUCACUACAGAUUUUAAGCAAUGGGAGGUACAUAAGUGCAGAACACAGAGUGCGAACCUCAGAUGUCGAGUCAAGAGUGUCAGUCCCAAGAUUCAUCGCACCAUUGCUCACAACAAAAAUUGGACCGUUUCCUGAGCUGGUGGCUUGUGACGGGGUGGCUCGAUAUAAGGAAGUCAUAUAUGGAGAGUACUUGAAAAACUUAUUUGAGAAGUCUCUUGAUGGAAAGAAGUCUCUUGAUUUUGCAUCUAUUUGAUUAACACGAAACCCUUUGAGACCAAGUUAUAUUCCCUCAUAAAGACUUUCUUAUGUUUAAUUAAAGACUUCUUUGUAAUAAUAAGCAAGCCUACAAAUAAUUGGAGCCGUUCAAAAAACAAGUAGUUGGAAGUUCUACAAACUCUUCCAUAUUCUUCUCAUUUUAAACAGUUUAUGAAAGUGAAGGUUUUCAAAUG